CCUGAAGAUUUUAACCAUUGAUAUUUAAAUGUCAAGGUGGUUUGCUGUAAACCGCUUCUAAACUGGGCUAAAUUAAGACGAGGUACCGGUUUAGUGUUUAAACAUACUGUCUGCACCAGGGAGUGGCCAGUAUAUGGCACGAAUGUGAAGGGGGGGUUAGUGGUCAUUUCUAGGUGGGAUGCAGCUAAUGUCAGAAAGGUGUGUUUGGGUCAAGUCAACCUUUUACCCAAUGCUCAUAACCUGUUAUUUUGAAUCUUAAUUCUAACCAUAAUUUGAAGUCUGACAUUUGCUUGUCAAAACUGGGUUUACUUGCAUGGGGCUAGCAGUGUACACCACUUGGGUGCUUGUUAAAAUUGACAAUGCAGGCUGGUAUUUGUCCUCAAAAGGGAUUCGUUUGAAGUGAGCAUGGUUGAUAGCAUAAUUUAGUGGGGUUGUCAAUGUUAAGCAAGGGUCAGAUAAAAUGGCCCCAGGCACAGUAGUCAGAGCAAAAAUGUGUACAACUAUACAAUGCACGUUAUAUAAAUAGAAGCAGUCUCCUGUUGACCACCCUGCCUGUUGCGUGCCCUGGCUGUCACCUCCACGGAAGGGCACAGAAAGCCGCCAUGACACUUAAUCAGAUUACGUUUCCUCUGCUCGGAGCAGGAGAGCAGAAUCGGGGUAAGAACUGAAGGCUUUUGUCAUCCUGUCUACCUCUAGCAUUCCAUGGAGCUCUAAAAUGAUUGGCUAUAGCCCCACCAUUACCGCUGAACCUCUUGGUGAAAUUAGCCGUAGUUUAUACCUAUUCAGCUGUACAAGUGGCUAAAGGCAUUCAUAUUGAUUCGGAUUUGGCGUGUGAAGGCCAGAAAAAAUCCUUACGGACCACCCUGACAUUACAACCCGGGCAGUGAGGAAGGUGGGAAGUUGUAUUUUCCGUAGGGCUAGUACUGUACUCACCCUCCAUACCACUCUGCCCAACACUGGGACCAUGAGUGCACAGCCCCCUGCUAAGGAGGCCGCUCCCUGUGAGUAUGCUGGCAUACUAGGGGACAGCUCGGAGUCUGACCAAGAGCCCAGUCCAGAGGACCAGCUGGCUGCCUCCUGGGAGAACCUUCCUAUACUGGAAAGACUGGGCCUCAGCAUUGGUACAGAGAUGACUGAAGAGGAGGUAGAGAGUGCAUUUACCCAGCUGGCUCUGGCGUUCCGUUGUAACCAGUACACCCUGGCCCAGAGACUGCAGGCUGAGGAACACGACAGAACCGUGGCCCAGGCGAACCUCAACCUGGAACUGGAGAGUGCCAGAGACACUCUGCGGUCUCUGAGAGGUAGGUGUGUAGACGCUGAGCGGUCAGAGAUGCUGAGUUGUAUCGAGGCCAGUCUAGGCACAGUGCUGGACGGCGUGAGUGACAUCAUCGCUACUGCUGAGAUGCUGGGGGUCGUGCACCAGGAAGCACGAGUUUGUUGUUCUGUGGAAAUUAUGGAGGUUCAUGUGGAACACCUGAAGCGUCAACAUGCUGUGGAGAGCGCUGAGCUGCUGGAGACCAGAAAGCGGCUCCACCGCAGCCGGGGCAGGAAUCACAGUGACUCAGAGGAAGGAGACGUCAGGAAUCGGUUUGUCAGACGAGACUCCCUACAGACCCUCACUCGGCGACGAGUCAGCGUAACACUAAUCCCAACGGGGUCCCAGCUCAGCGACCUAGAAACCAAGUUCCAGGAGGGCUGCAGGGCUGGUGCUGACACUGACAGCCAGGGGCCAGAAGUAGGCAGUGUGAACCAAGCCAGCAGUUCCCUGCAGAUGACGCUGCGUCACAGGCGGAGGUCUGCCGUCCUGGAGCGUGAGGCCGAAGCUGAGGGGUCAGGGGUGGAGUCAGCAACGGGGUCAAGAGCAGGGUCAAUAGUUGGCACAGCCGAGCCCAGUGAGCUCUCUAUGGCCGAAUCGGUAUUCACCUCAGAGCCGCAAGUGGUUCUGUCAGAGCAGAAUCCCCAAGCUUCCUGGCUGUCUUACUGUCUCUGGGUCCUGGUGGUACUGCUCCUCUUGGCUCUCUCUUUCUUCAUCUUGCUGGGGUUCCUACUCUGGGGCCUGAGGGUUCCUCACCACAGCCCUAGCUUCUGACAUCUCACUUCUGCAGCACUGUCUCAGCUCGACACCACAGAGUUCUGGGUUCCACAAUCUGUGUUCUAAGAUAUGACUUCUGUACCACGGUUCUGAGCUACCCACCGCCUCCAUGGACUGGGCCCACACUACCUGCGAUAAUAUGUUGAACAAAUUGCUUGCACUCGACCUGUAAUAUGAUGGAUGUAAUAUGUUCUAUGAUAUCUGUGCAUAUUAUUUGUGUUGUCAGCUGUGCAUGACAAAUUACAUGAAAUGAACAAAAUGGAUUUUUGUAUCUGUGUUUAAAAUCCAAAUCAAAUUGUAUUCGUCACAUGCUUUGUAAACAGCAGAUGUGGACUAACAGUGAAAUGCUUACUUACAGGUCCUUCCCAACAAUGAAGAGAGAAAGGAAAUAGAGAAAUAAUAGACAAGCCAAGCAGGAAAUAACACAUACAAUAGAUACGAUAACUUGGCUAUAUACAAGGGUACCAGUAACGAGUCGAUGUGCAGGUGUACAAGGUAAUUGAUGUAAUAUGUACAUGUAAGUAGGAAUACAGUGACAGAUAGUGAACAGUAGCAGAAGCGUAUGUGAUGUGUCAAAGUGAGUGCAAAAAGGGUCAAUGCAGAUAGUCUGGGUAGCCAUUUGGUUAACUAUUGAACUAUUUAGCAGUCUUAUGGCUUGGAGGUAGAAGCUGUUCAGGGUCCAGUUGGAUCCAGACUUGGUGCAUCGAUACUGCUUGCUGUGCGGUAGCAGAGAGAACAAUCUAUGACUUGGCUGGCCGGAGUCUUUGACAGUUUUUAGGGCCAUCUUCUGCCACCGCCUGGUCUAGAUGUCCUGGAUGGCAGGGAGCUCGUCCCCAGUUAUGUAAUGGCCCGUACACACUUCCUUCUGUAACACCUUGCGGUCGGGUGCCAAGCAGUUGCCAUACCAAGCGGUGAUGCAGCCGGUCAAAAAUGCUCGCGAUGGUGCAGCUGUAGAGCUUUUUGAGGAUCUGAAGGCCCAUGCCAAUUCUUUUCAGCCUCCUGAGGGGGAAGAGGUGUUGUGCCCUCUUCACGACUGUGUUGGUGUCUUUGGAUCACGAUAGAUCCUUAGUGUUGUGGACACUGAGGAACUUGGCACGUCCUGUGCUGUCCAGACUCAAACGGUCAAGCUCGUAUCAAACUCUAUAUUUGUCUUUGGGGUGGGCCCAAGGCACCAUCAGCAGAGCUGGGGCACGUUGGAAAAUAUGGCCAGACAAAAGUGCAGAGCCUUUGUUUCUGCAAUAUGCACCGGCCAGUGCGACAGGGAUGAGUGAAUGAAAACUCUUUGUCUUUUGCUUAUUAUGUUUCCCACGUUCCAAAUCAGUGUCUGAAUAUUAAAGCAGUGCGCACAUUGUUAAGGGUCCUGUUUUCUCUCUCAAAUGACACUGGAAUACUCAGUCCAGAUGCUCAUGUUAUUCAGAUGACUGUCAGAGAUAGACAAAGCUUCAUGCUGGUUGACCCUGGCUAUUAUCGCUAAUUAGUAGGAAUGAUGACAGCUUUGCACACGCUAGGUAUUCUCUCAACCAGCUUCAUAAUAUAGUCACCUGGAAAUCAUUUCAAUUAACAGGUGUGCCUUGUUAAAAGUUUAAUUUGUGGAAUUUCUUUCCUUAAUGCAUUUGAGCCAAUCAGUUGUUUUGUGACAAGGUAGGGUUGGUAUACAGAAGAUAUCCCUAUUUGGUAAAAGACCAAGUCCAUAUUAUGGCAUAAACAGCUCAAAUAAGCAAAGAGAAAGGACAAUCCAUCAUUACUUUAAGACAUGAAGGUCAGUCAAGCCGGAAAAUUUCAAGAACUUUUAAAGUUUCUUCAAGUGCAAUCGCAAACACCAUCCAAGCACUAUGAUGAAACUGGAUCUCAUGAGGACCGCCACAGGAAAGGAAGACCCAGAGUUACCUCUGCUGCAGAGGAGAAAUUCAUUAGUUACCAGCCUCAGAAAUCUGCAAUGAACUGCACCUCUGAUUGCAGCCCAAAUAAAUGCUUCACAGAAUUCAAGUAACAAACACAUCUCAACAUCAACUGUUCAGAGUAGACUGUGAAUCAGGCCUUAAUGGUGAAAUUGCUGCAAAGAAAUCACUACUAAAGGACACCAAUAAGAAGAAGAGACUUGCUUGGGCCAAGAAACACGAGCAAUGGACAUUAGACCGGUGGAAAUCUGUCCUUUGGUCUGAUGAAUCCAAAUUAGAGAUUUUUGGUUCCAACCGCUGUGUCUUUGUGAGACGCAGAGUAGGUGAACGGAUGAUCUCCGCAUGUGUGGUUCCCACAGUCACAGUGAAGCAUGGAGGAGGAGGUGUGGGGGUGCUUUGCUGGUGACACUGCCUGUGAUUUAUUUAGAAUUUCAAGGCACACUUUACCAGCAUGGCUACCACAGAAUUCUGCAGUGAUAUGCCAUCCCAUCUCGUUAGUGCUUAGUGGGCCUAUCAUUUGUUUUUCAAUAGGACAAUGACCCAAAACACACCUCCAGGCUGUGUAAGGGCUAAGGAGGAGAGUGAUGGAGUGCUGCAUCAGAUGACCUGGCCUCCACAAUCAUCUGACCUCAACCCAAUUGACAUGGUUUGGGAUGAGUUGGACCGCAGAGUGAGGGAAAAGCAUCAUGCAUAGUCCUCAGCAUAUGUGGGAACUCCUUCAAGACUGUUGGAAAAGCAUUCCAGGUGACUACCUCAUGAAGCUGGUUGAGAGAAUGCCAAGAGUGUGCAAAGCUGUCAUCAAGGCAAAGGGUGGCUACUUUGAAGAAUCUAAAAUAUGUUUUGAUUUGUUUAACACUUUUUUUGGUUACUACAUGAUUCCCUGACAAAAGUUUCACCAGGAGAAUGUUCUGACCCACACUCUAAAAUCACAUACACAACUUGAUCUAUUUCCCAUUCACUGAUUGGAGGGAAAACUGUUGGAAUGUUACUUUAAUUUAAAUGAGGAAGUUUUCAUAGUUUUGACGUCUCAGUAUUAUUCUACACUGUAUAAAGAAAAACGCUUGAAUGAGUAGGUGUGUCCAAACUUUUGACUGGCACUGUUAUACAUACAUAAUGUUUCACCCUUAUAUUAGUAUGUACUUGAAAAUACAGAGUGUUUCACAACAUUAAGACAUCUUCAUAAAAUGUUUUUAUUAAUACAAGUGUCUAUCAUUGUUCUUUCACUUUGAGAAUGUAGAGCAGGUUGUGCAGAUAGGUGUGAAUACAAUUGAAUCCCAUUUUACAUUUAAUAAUAAGGCAGCAACAUGUGAAAACUGCAAGGGGUGUGUAGACUUUCACUAGGCACUGUAUAGACUUGUUUUUUCCAUAACGAACAUAUAGGACCGUUAAGAGCAGACAAUUCUCGUCGCCACACAAACCAAACCUCUUCAACCCUCCCUUAAUCCUCCUUGUUAACCACUCCCUAUAUGGAGAUAAUAUAGGAUCACAUAUCUAAUAUAUAUGAUUACUGGACCAUGAGCCGUAUCCUCUGAAACCCCACCACCUCUCUCAGCCACAACGACUGACAUGCAUACAUAUAUAGAAUAUUAGUUACAGAAGACACUAUGCGGGCUCUCUCACCCAACCCCUGCACACAUAACCACCGUCUCCUGAAAAUGUUAUGUCCACUACAGUGAGUUCGUAAGAUCAUGUUGGUUCUGGCACUGCAGCUCAUGGUCUUUAUGCAGUAAAGCAGGAAAUCUAACAAUGAUACGAUCCCUGCUAAUAGCACCAUGGUGAGCGCAUCACUUACUGCAUUAGCUGGUUGGCUGUGUCACUAAUCUGCUAAGUGUGGCUAUCAAUAUCCUGGCAGCCAUUGAAUGACAAAAGGUCCAGUGCUGUAUCUGGUGCAUCCAGCCACUGCUGCUGAAAUUAGGCUAAAUUAAGUCAGAGGGCAUCUAAGACUAACCUUCUUUCCGGAAGAGCAGGGACAUUCUGAGGCUGCUAAAACCUCAAUUGAACUAUAUCCAAAGCUGACUUCUAAUUUAACAUUGACUUUUUGUGCCUAACCAUAUCCUGUUUUGACCAUUGCCCUAAGAAUAGUGGGUUGGGAUGACUUUAAUAUUUUCACUCCCUAUUAGUGCUGCACACGUUGGUAUUUGAAACGCAAAUGGGAGUGGCCAGCAGCCCCGCAAUCUCCCAAUUUGAACCCUGAACCUAGUGUAGAUGUAUGUGUCAUGGAUGAAACAUGUUAGAGAAUGCAGUUGCAGUCACACUAUGCAUGCAUAUGUCCUGUACCAAAUUAAUACCCCUCCUUUGAUGCCCUUUGUCUGUCAUUGUCAUGUCUGCCCCCGCUCCCCCUCUCUGGCUCUCGAGGCCGCCAGGCCGCUCAUCAUUAUGCACACCUGUCACCAUCAUUACGCGCAUCCUUGCUUAAUCGGACUCACCUGGACUCCAUCACGUUAUUAUUUACCUCCCCUAUAUCCGGAGCCCGCGCCUCGAGCCGGCUCGCCCAGGUAGGACGCCAGGUGGCGCCCCUAGAGGGGGGGGUACUGUCACAUCUGCUCCCGUUUUGCCUCUGGUGCACGAGGCCGCUAGGCCGCUCAACAUUACGCACACCUGUCACCAUCGUUACGCACAUCAACACUUCGUCGGACUAACCUGCACUCCAUCACGUUAUUAAUUACCUCCCCUAUAUCUGUCACUUCCUCUGUUUCUUUCCCGAGUCAGCAUUAAUGUUGUUAUGUGUUCCUUGUCCAAACGCUGUUUGUUUUUUGUUUCUUGUUUGUUUAUUCAUUAAAUAUU
This is a messenger RNA of Oncorhynchus keta (chum salmon), 6774 nucleotides long. Its product is annotated as inositol 1,4,5-triphosphate receptor associated 2-like. Gene Ontology annotation, cellular component: endoplasmic reticulum membrane. Lineage: Eukaryota; Metazoa; Chordata; Actinopteri; Salmoniformes; Salmonidae. The transcript has 13 exons. The coding region runs from base 965 to 2089 and encodes 374 amino acids. The record is from RefSeq and is a predicted model, not a curated record.